AUGAACAGAGAGAAAGCCAAGAUCAAAGAGAUGACCCUUCAGCUGGACACCGAAAGAGAAGAGCUUGAAAGCAGCAAGAGCAAAAUGUCCUUGAAACAGCAACAACAAGAGCUCAAGGAAGUGGACUUGCAAGCGCUACAAGAGAAAAUGGAGAACACUGAGCACAGGGUACGCUCUGCUAGAGAGGAACUGCAAGCUCUCAAGAACGACCUGGACAAGAAGAAAGAAGAACUGGACGCUGGCAUGACCAUCAUCAGGCAAGAGAGAGAACAACUCCAUCAGAUCAAGACUGAUAUGGAGAGGGCCAGAGAAACCCUUGUCAAGGAAAAGCAGGAAAUAAGCGCACAGAGGGCCAAGCUCCAAAGGAAGGAAGACGACCUGGUCAACACAAUGAAGCCAAUGGAAAUGCUCAAAGGCAAACUUGAACGGCUGAAUGAAAAGAUGCGUUCAGACCUGAAAUACAAAAUGGACACCCUGCAGCAGAAAAAUGAAGACCUGCAAGCGCUGCACACUGCACUGGAGCAGAGGUUGGCCACACUGGCUCAACAGAAAGCAGACAUGGAUGGUAACACCCAGCUGCUGGAGAGAGAAAAGACUGGUCUGAAGGCUCUGCUGGCAGACAUGGCUGCCCAGACACAAGACCAGGAGAAGCAAUGGCAGCUGAAGCUUGACGCUGACAAACAUGGUCUGGAGAAGCUCAAGGCAGCGCUACAGAAAGACCAAGAGGAUCUGAACAGAGGCAAUGAGACACUGAUCAAGGAAAAAAUGGACUUGGAAAGGACCAGACAGGACUUCCAGAAACUACAAGAGGAAGAGAAAUACAAGAUGCAACAGGAAAGAGACGAGCUGGAAGUGACAAAAGCUGAGCUGCAAAAGGACAAACAACAGGCAAAGGAGCUGCUGGAUGAGAUGAACAGAGAGAAAGCCAAGAUCAAAGAGAUGACCCUUCAGCUGGACACCGAAAGAGAAGAGCUUGAAAGCAGCAAGAGCAAAAUGUCCUUGAAACAGCAACAAGAACAAGAGCUCAAGGAAGUGGACUUGCAAGCGCUACAAGAGAAAAUGGAGAACACUGAGCACAGGGUACGCUCUGCUAGAGAGGAACUGCAAGCUCUCAAGAACGACCUGGACAAGAAGAAAGAAGAACUGGACGCUGGCAUGACCAUCAUCAGGCAAGAGAGAGAACAACUCCAUCAGAUCAAGACUGAUAUGGAGAGGGCCAGAGAAACCCUUGUCAAGGAAAAGCAUGAAAUAAGCGCACAGAGGGCCAAGCUCCAAAGGAAGGAAGACGACCUGGUCAACACAAUGAAGCCAAUGGAAAUGCUCAAAGGCAAACUUGAACGGCUGAAUGAAAAGAUGCGUUCAGACCUGAAAUACAAAAUGGACACCCUGCAGCAGAAAAAUGAAGACCUGCAAGCGCUGCACACUGCACUGGAGCAGAGGUUGGCCACACUGGCUCAACAGAAAGCAGACAUGGAUGGUAACACCCAGCUGCUGGAGAGAGAAAAGACUGGUCUGAAGGCUCUGCUGGCAGACAUGGCUGCCCAGACACAAGACCAGGAGAAGCAAUGGCAGCUGAAGCUUGACGCUGACAAACAUGGUCUGGAGAAGCUCAAGGCAGCGCUACAGAAAGACCAAGAGGAUCUGAACAGAGGCAAUGAGACACUGAUCAAGGAAAAAUUGGACUUGGAAAGGACCAGACAGGACUUCCAGAAACUACAAGAGGAAGAGAAAUACAAGAUGCAACAGGAAAGAGACGAGCUGGAAGUGACAAAAGCUGAGCUGCAAAAGGACAAACAACAGGCAAAGGAGCUGCUGGAUGAGAUGAACAGAGAGAAAGCCAAGAUCAAAGAGAUGACCCUUCAGCUGGACACCGAAAGAGAAGAGCUUGAAAGCAGCAAGAGCAAAAUGUCCUUGAAACAGCAACAAGAACAAGAGCUCAAGGAAGUGGACUUGCAAGCGCUACAAGAGAAAAUGGAGAACACUGAGCACAGGGUACGCUCUGCUAGAGAGGAACUGCAAGCUCUCAAGAACGACCUGGACAAGAAGAAAGAAGAACUGGACGCUGGCAUGACCAUCAUCAGGCAAGAGAGAGAACAACUCCAUCAGAUCAAGACUGAUAUGGAGAGGGCCAGAGAAACCCUUGUCAAGGAAAAGCAGGAAAUAAGCGCACAGAGGGCCGAGCUCCAAAGGAAGGAAGACGACCUGGUCAACACAAUGAAGCCAAUGGAAAUGCUCAAAGGCAAACUUGAACGGCUGAAUGAAAAGAUGCGUUCAGACCUGAAAAACAAAAUGGACACCCUGCAGCAGAAAAAUGAAGACCUGAAAGCGCUGCACACUGCACUGGAGCAGAGGUUGGCCACACUGGCUCAACAGAAAGCAGACAUGGAUGGUAACACCCAGCUGCUGGAGAGAGAAAAGACUGGUCUGAAGGCUCUGCUGGCAGACAUGGCCGCCCAGACACAAGACCAGGAGAAGCAAUGGCAGCUGAAGCUUGACGCUGACAAACAUGGUCUGGAGAAGCUCAAGGCAGAGCUACAGAAAGACCAAGAGGAUCUGAACAGAGGCAAUGAGACACUGAUCAAGGAAAAAUUGGACUUGGAAAGGACCAGACAGGACUUCCAGAAACUACAAGAGGAAGAGAAAUACAAGAUGCAACAGGAAAGAGACGAGCUGGAAGUGACAAAAGCUGAGCUGCAAAAGGACAAACAACAGGCAAAGGAGCUGCUGGAUGAGAUGAACAGAGAGAAAGCCAAGAUCAAAGAGAUGACCCUUCAGCUGGACACCGAAAGAGAAGAGCUUGAAAGCAGCAAGAGCAAAAUGUCCUUGAAACAGCAACAACAAGAGCUCAAGGAAGUGGACUUGCAAGCGCUACAAGAGAAAAUGGAGAACACUGAGCACAGGGUACGCUCUGCUAGAGAGGAACUGCAAGCUCUCAAGAACGACCUGGACAAGAAGAAAGAAGAACUGGACGCUGGCAUGACCAUCAUCAGGCAAGAGAGAGAACAACUCCAUCAGAUCAAGACUGAUAUGGAGAGGGCCAGAGAAACCCUUGUCAAGGAAAAGCAGGAAAUAAGCGCACAGAGGGCCGAGCUCCAAAGGAAGGAAGACGACCUGGUCAACACAAUGAAGCCAAUGGAAAUGCUCAAAGGCAAACUUGAACAGCUGAAUGAAAAGAUGCGUUCAGACCUGAAAAACAAAAUGGACACCCUGCAGCAGAAAAAUGAAGACCUGCAAGCGCUGCACACUGCACUGGAGCAGAGGUUGGCCACACUGGCUCAACAGAAAGCAGACAUGGAUGGUAACACCCAGCUGCUGGAGAGAGAAAAGACUGGUCUGAAGGCUCUGCUGGCAGACAUGGCCGCCCAGACACAAGACCAGGAGACGCAAUGGCAGCUGAAGCUUGACGCUGACAAACAUGGUCUGGAGAAGCUCAAGGCAGAGCUACAGAAAGACCAAGAGGAUCUGAACAGAGGCAAUGAGACACUGAUCAAGGAAAAAUUGGACUUGGAAAGGACCAGACAGGACUUCCAGAAACUACAAGAGGAAGUGAAAUACAAGAUGCAACAGGAAAGAGACGAGCUGGAAGUGACAAAAGCUGAGCUGCAAAAGGACAAACAACAGGCAAAGGAGCUGCUGGAUGAGAUGAACAGAGAGAAAGCCAAGAUCAAAGAGAUGACCCUUCAGCUGGACACCGAAAGAGAAGAGCUUGAAAGCAGCAAGAGCAAAAUGUCCUUGAAACAGCAACAAGAACAAGAGCUCAAGGAAGUGGACUUGCAAGCGCUACAAGAGAAAAUGGAGAACACUGAGCACAGGGUACGCUCUGCUAGAGAGGAACUGCAAGCUCUCAAGAACGACCUGGACAAGAAGAAAGAAGAACUGGACGCUGGCAUGACCAUCAUCAGGCAAGAGAGAGAACAACUCCAUCAGAUCAAGACUGAUAUGGAGAGGGCCAGAGAAACCCUUGUCAAGGAAAAGCAGGAAAUAAGCGCACAGAGGGCCGAGCUCCAAAGGAAGGAAGACGACCUGGUCAACACAAUGAAGCCAAUGGAAAUGCUCAAAGGCAAACUUGAACGGCUGAAUGAAAAGAUGCGUUCAGACCUGAAAAACAAAAUGGACACCCUGCAGCAGAAAAAUGAAGACCUGCAAGCGCUGCACACUGCACUGGAGCAGAGGUUGGCCACACUGGCUCAACAGAAAGCAGACAUGGAUGGUAACACCCAGCUGCUGGAGAGAGAAAAGACUGGUCUGAAGGCUCUGCUGGCAGACAUGGCCGCCCAGACACAAGACCAGGAGAAGCAAUGGCAGCUGAAGCUUGACGCUGACAAACAUGGUCUGGAGAAGCUCAAGGCAGAGCUACAGAAAGACCAAGAGGAUCUGAACAGAGGCAAUGAGACACUGAUCAAGGAAAAAUUGGACUUGGAAAGGACCAGACAGGACUUCCAGAAACUACAAGAGGAAGAGAAAUACAAGAUGCAACAGGAAAGAGACAAGCUGGAAGUGACAAAAGCUGAGCUGCAAAAGGACAAACAACAGGCAAAGGAGCUGCUGGAUGAGAUGAACAGAGAGAAAGCCAAGAUCAAAGAGAUGACCCUUCAGCUGGACACCGAAAGAGAAGAGCUUGAAAGCAGCAAGAGCAAAAUGUCCUUGAAACAGCAACAAGAACAAGAGCUCAAGGAAGUGGACUUGCAAGCGCUACAAGAGAAAAUGGAGAACACUGAGCACAGGGUACGCUCUGCUAGAGAGGAACUGCAAGCUCUCAAGAACGACCUGGACAAGAAGAAAGAAGAACUGGAUGCUGGCAUGACCAUCAUCAGGCAAGAGAGAGAACAACUCCAUCAGAUCAAGACUGAUAUGGAGAGGGCCAGAGAAACCCUUGUCAAGGAAAAGCAGGAAAUAAGCGCACAGAGGGCCGAGCUCCAAAGGAAGGAAGACGACCUGGUCAACACAAUGAAGCCAAUGGAAAUGCUCAAAGGCAAACUUGAACGGCUGAAUGAAAAGAUGCGUUCAGACCUGAAAAACAAAAUGGACACCCUGCAGCAGAAAAAUGAAGACCUGCAAGCGCUGCACACUGCACUGGAGCAGAGGUUGGCCACACUGGCUCAACAGAAAGCAGACAUGGAUGGUAACACCCAGCUGCUGGAGAGAGAAAAGACUGGUCUGAAGGCUCUGCUGGCAGACAUGGCCGCCCAGACACAAGACCAGGAGAAGCAAUGGCAGCUGAAGCUUGACGCUGACAAACAUGGUCUGGAGAAGCUCAAGGCAGCGCUACAGAAAGACCAAGAGGAUCUGAACAGAGGCAAUGAGACACUGAUCAAGGAAAAAUUGGACUUGGAAAGGACCAGACAGGACUUCCAGAAACUACAAGAGGAAGAGAAAUACAAGAUGCAACAGGAAAGAGACGAGCUGGAAGUGACAAAAGCUGAGCUGCAAAAGGACAAACAACAGGCCAAGGAGCUGCUGGAUGAGAUGAACAGAGAGAAAGCCAAGAUCAAAGAGAUGACCCUUCAGCUGGACACCGAAAGAGAAGAGCUUGAAAGCAGCAAGAGCAAAAUGUCCUUGAAACAGCAACAAGAACAAGAGCUCAAGGAAGUGGACUUGCAAGCGCUACAAGAGAAAAUGGAGAACACUGAGCACAGGGUACGCUCUGCUAGAGAGGAACUGCAAGCUCUCAAGAACGACCUGGACAAGAAGAAAGAAGAACUGGAUGCUGGCAUGACCAUCAUCAGGCAAGAGAGAGAACAACUCCAUCAGAUCAAGACUGAUAUGGAGAGGGCCAGAGAAACCCUUGUCAAGGAAAAGCAGGAAAUAAGCGCACAGAGGGCCGAGCUCCAAAGGAAGGAAGACGACCUGGUCAACACAAUGAAGCCAAUGGAAAUGCUCAAAGGCAAACUUGAACGGCUGAAUGAAAAGAUGCGUUCAGACCUGAAAAACAAAAUGGACACCCUGCAGCAGAAAAAUGAAGACCUGCAAGCGCUGCACACUGCACUGGAGCAGAGGUUGGCCACACUGGCUCAACAGAAAGCAGACAUGGAUGGUAACACCCAGCUGCUGGAGAGAGAAAAGACUGGUCUGAAGGCUCUGCUGGCAGACAUGGCCGCCCAGACACAAGACCAGGAGAAGCAAUGGCAGCUGAAGCUUGACGCUGACAAACAUGGUCUGGAGAAGCUCAAGGCAGCGCUACAGAAAGACCAAGAGGAUCUGAACAGAGGCAAUGAGACACUGAUCAAGGAAAAAUUGGACUUGGAAAGGACCAGACAGGACUUCCAGAAACUACAAGAGGAAGAGAAAUACAAAAUGCAACAGGAAAGAGACGAGCUGGAAGUGACAAAAGCUGAGCUGCAAAAGGACAAACAACAGGCAAAGGAGCUGCUGGAUGAGAUGAACAGAGAGAAAGCCAAGAUCAAAGAGAUGACCCUUCAGCUGGACACCGAAAGAGAAGAGCUUGAAAGCAGCAAGAGCAAAAUGUCCUUGAAACAGCAACAAGAACAAGAGCUCAAGGAAGUGGACUUGCAAGCGCUACAAGAGAAAAUGGAGAACACUGAGCACAGGGUACGCUCUGCUAGAGAGGAACUGCAAGCUCUCAAGAACGACCUGGACAAGAAGAAAGAAGAACUGGACGCUGGCAUGACCAUCAUCAGGCAAGAGAGAGAACAACUCCAUCAGAUCAAGACUGAUAUGGAGAGGGCCAGAGAAACCCUUGUCAAGGAAAAGCAGGAAAUAAGCGCACAGAGGGCCGAGCUCCAAAGGAAGGAAGACGACCUGGUCAACACAAUGAAGCCAAUGGAAAUGCUCAAAGGCAAACUUGAACGGCUGAAUGAAAAGAUGCGUUCAGACCUGAAAAACAAAAUGGACACCCUGCAGCAGAAAAAUGAAGACCUGCAAGCGCUGCACACUGCACUGGAGCAGAGGUUGGCCACACUGGCUCAACAGAAAGCAGACAUGGAUGGUAACACCCAGCUGCUGGAGAGAGAAAAGACUGGUCUGAAGGCUCUGCUGGCAGACAUGGCCGCCCAGACACAAGACCAGGAGAAGCAAUGGCAGCUGAAGCUUGACGCUGACAAACAUGGUCUGGAGAAGCUCAAGGCAGCGCUACAGAAAGACCAAGAGGAUCUGAACAGAGGCAAUGAGACACUGAUCAAGGAAAAAUUGGACUUGGAAAGGACCAGACAGGACUUCCAGAAACUACAAGAGGAAGAGAAAUACAAGAUGCAACAGGAAAGAGACGAGCUGGAAGUGACAAAAGCUGAGCUGCAAAAGGACAAACAACAGGCAAAGGAGCUGCUGGAUGAGAUGAACAGAGAGAAAGCCAAGAUCAAAGAGAUGACCCUUCAGCUGGACACCGAAAGAGAAGAGCUUGAAAGCAGCAAGAGCAAAAUGUCCUUGAAACAGCAACAACAAGAGCUCAAGGAAGUGGACUUGCAAGCGCUACAAGAGAAAAUGGAGAACACUGAGCACAGGGUACGCUCUGCUAGAGAGGAACUGCAAGCUCUCAAGAACGACCUGGACAAGAAGAAAGAAGAACUGGACGCUGGCAUGACCAUCAUCAGGCAAGAGAGAGAACAACUCCAUCAGAUCAAGACUGAUAUGGAGAGGGCCAGAGAAACCCUUGUCAAGGAAAAGCAUGAAAUAAGCGCACAGAGGGCCGAGCUCCAAAGGAAGGAAGACGACCUGGUCAACACAAUGAAGCCAAUGGAAAUGCUCAAAGGCAAACUUGAACGGCUGAAUGAAAAGAUGCGUUCAGACCUGAAAAACAAAAUGGACACCCUGCAGCAGAAAAAUGAAGACCUGCAAGCGCUGCACACUGCACUGGAGCAGAGGUUGGCCACACUGGCUCAACAGAAAGCAGACAUGGAUGGUAACACCCAGCUGCUGGAGAGAGAAAAGACUGGUCUGAAGGCUCUGCUGGCAGACAUGGCCGCCCAGACACAAGACCAGGAGAAGCAAUGGCAGCUGAAGCUUGACGCUGACAAACAUGGUCUGGAGAAGCUCAAGGCAGAGCUACAGAAAGACCAAGAGGAUCUGAACAGAGGCAAUGAGACACUGAUCAAGGAAAAAUUGGACUUGGAAAGGACCAGACAGGACUUCCAGAAACUACAAGAGGAAGAGAAAUACAAGAUGCAACAGGAAAGAGACGAGCUGGAAGUGACAAAAGCUGAGCUGCAAAAGGACAAACAACAGGCAAAGGAGCUGCUGGAUGAGAUGAACAGAGAGAAAGCCAAGAUCAAAGAGAUGACCCUUCAGCUGGACACCGAAAGAGAAGAGCUUGAAAGCAGCAAGAGCAAAAUGUCCUUGAAACAGCAACAAGAACAAGAGCUCAAGGAAGUGGACUUGCAAGCGCUACAAGAGAAAAUGGAGAACACUGAGCACAGGGUACGCUCUGCUAGAGAGGAACUGCAAGCUCUCAAGAACGACCUGGACAAGAAGAAAGAAGAACUGGAUGCUGGCAUGACCAUCAUCAGGCAAGAGAGAGAACAACUCCAUCAGAUCAAGACUGAUAUGGAGAGGGCCAGAGAAACCCUUGUCAAGGAAAAGCAGGAAAUAAGCGCACAGAGGGCCGAGCUCCAAAGGAAGGAAGACGACCUGGUCAACACAAUGAAGCCAAUGGAAAUGCUCAAAGGCAAACUUGAACGGCUGAAUGAAAAGAUGCGUUCAGACCUGAAAAACAAAAUGGACACCCUGCAGCAGAAAAAUGAAGACCUGCAAGCGCUGCACACUGCACUGGAGCAGAGGUUGGCCACACUGGCUCAACAGAAAGCAGACAUGGAUGGUAACACCCAGCUGCUGGAGAGAGAAAAGACUGGUCUGAAGGCUCUGCUGGCAGACAUGGCCGCCCAGACACAAGACCAGGAGAAGCAAUGGCAGCUGAAGCUUGACGCUGACAAACAUGGUCUGGAGAAGCUCAAGGCAGCGCUACAGAAAGACCAAGAGGAUCUGAACAGAGGCAAUGAGACACUGAUCAAGGAAAAAUUGGACUUGGAAAGGACCAGACAGGACUUCCAGAAACUACAAGAGGAAGAGAAAUACAAGAUGCAACAGGAAAGAGACGAGCUGGAAGUGACAAAAGCUGAGCUGCAAAAGGACAAACAACAGGCAAAGGAGCUGCUGGAUGAGAUGAACAGAGAGAAAGCCAAGAUCAAAGAGAUGACCCUUCAGCUGGACACCGAAAGAGAAGAGCUUGAAAGCAGCAAGAGCAAAAUGUCCUUGAAACAGCAACAACAAGAACAAGAGCUCAAGGAAGUGGACUUGCAAGCGCUACAAGAGAAAAUGGAGAACACUGAGCACAGGGUACGCUCUGCUAGAGAGGAACUGCAAGCUCUCAAGAACGACCUGGACAAGAAGAAAGAAGAACUGGAUGCUGGCAUGACCAUCAUCAGGCAAGAGAGAGAACAACUCCAUCAGAUCAAGACUGAUAUGGAGAGGGCCAGAGAAACCCUUGUCAAGGAAAAGCAGGAAAUAAGCGCACAGAGGGCCGAGCUCCAAAGGAAGGAAGACGACCUGGUCAACACAAUGAAGCCAAUGGAAAUGCUCAAAGGCAAACUUGAACGGCUGAAUGAAAAGAUGCGUUCAGACCUGAAAAACAAAAUGGACACCCUGCAGCAGAAAAAUGAAGACCUGCAAGCGCUGCACACUGCACUGGAGCAGAGGUUGGCCACACUGGCUCAACAGAAAGCAGACAUGGAUGGUAACACCCAGCUGCUGGAGAGAGAAAAGACUGGUCUGAAGGCUCUGCUGGCAGACAUGGCCGCCCAGACACAAGACCAGGAGAAGCAAUGGCAGCUGAAGCUUGACGCUGACAAACAUGGUCUGGAGAAGCUCAAGGCAGCGCUACAGAAAGACCAAGAGGAUCUGAACAGAGGCAAUGAGACACUGAUCAAGGAAAAAUUGGACUUGGAAAGGACCAGACAGGACUUCCAGAAACUACAAGAGGAAGAGAAAUACAAGAUGCAACAGGAAAGAGACGAGCUGGAAGUGACAAAAGCUGAGCUGCAAAAGGACAAACAACAGGCAAAGGAGCUGCUGGAUGAGAUGAACAGAGAGAAAGCCAAGAUCAAAGAGAUGACCCUUCAGCUGGACACCGAAAGAGAAGAGCUUGAAAGCAGCAAGAGCAAAAUGUCCUUGAAACAGCAACAAGAACAAGAGCUCAAGGAAGUGGACUUGCAAGCGCUACAAGAGAAAAUGGAGAACACUGAGCACAGGGUACGCUCUGCUAGAGAGGAACUGCAAGCUCUCAAGAACGACCUGGACAAGAAGAAAGAAGAACUGGACGCUGGCAUGACCAUCAUCAGGCAAGAGAGAGAACAACUCCAUCAGAUCAAGACUGAUAUGGAGAGGGCCAGAGAAACCCUUGUCAAGGAAAAGCAGGAAAUAAGCGCACAGAGGGCCGAGCUCCAAAGGAAGGAAGACGACCUGGUCAACACAAUGAAGCCAAUGGAAAUGCUCAAAGGCAAACUUGAACGGCUGAAUGAAAAGAUGCGUUCAGACCUGAAAAACAAAAUGGACACCCUGCAGCAGAAAAAUGAAGACCUGCAAGCGCUGCACACUGCACUGGAGCAGAGGUUGGCCACACUGGCUCAACAGAAAGCAGACAUGGAUGGUAACACCCAGCUGCUGGAGAGAGAAAAGACUGGUCUGAAGGCUCUGCUGGCAGACAUGGCCGCCCAGACACAAGACCAGGAGAAGCAAUGGCAGCUGAAGCUUGACGCUGACAAACAUGGUCUGGAGAAGCUCAAGGCAGAGCUACAGAAAGACCAAGAGGAUCUGAACAGAGGCAAUGAGACACUGAUCAAGGAAACAAUGGACUUGGAAAGGACCAGACAGGACUUCCAGAAACUACAAGAGGAAGAGAAAUACAAGAUGCAACAGGAAAGAGACGAGCUGGAAGUGACGAAAAGCUGA
This is a messenger RNA of Xyrichtys novacula (pearly razorfish), 10896 nucleotides long. The record is from the annotation of a GenBank genome assembly. NCBI's taxonomy places the organism in Eukaryota, Metazoa, Chordata, Actinopteri, Labriformes, Labridae.